AAAAAAAAAAGUUGGCUGGAGUGAGAAGUUAAAUCACGGAAAAGAUAUGUGUUGCUGGUUAAUCUUGCCCAAGACUGAAGAGGAGGACCUGUGAGAGAGAAGGAGAACAGCUUCUAGUGAAAUCGUUUCUUGCCUUUUGUUUUUCUGUCCUAACGAUAUGGAGGCAGCCAUUAAAACUGUAGUGACCACAUUUAUUAGUUCUUCCAGGGGGAAGGAGAACCUAGACGGGAAAUCCUUCCAGAAACUGGUAAAUAAACAGCUUGGUGGCAUCAUGGAGGAUACAAACAGCUCCUCUGCCAUUAAGGAGAUGCAGCGGGGACUGGAUGAGAACAACGAUGGAAAGGUCAGCUUCCAGGAAUACCUCACUCUGAUCGGCUACGUAGCCAACUCCCUCAGUCAGACCAAGAGCGGAUCCAACACAGAUGCAUCAUAGACGCUUAUGAAGCUGCAGUGUUUGGUGCCUCAACAAAUUAUUAUCUUUUCUCAUUUCCAAAUGUUCCAAACAUCAUGUAUACAUCCCAACAGCCCAUAAUCAUUUUCAUAGUUAAUCAACCAGUUCUAUGAUGCCCUGAACUACAGCAUCGUGUCUGUCCAGAUCAACCUUUUUUCUGUCACACCAUAUUGAUCUCCAAUGUCAAUGACACAUUGAAGGACUCUGAGCUGAGAGUGUCUUUUUUUUAAUACCAAUUAGACAAAGGAUACCUACUGUAUUUUAAAAAUAAAAGCUUUAUAUAAUAAA
This is a messenger RNA of Micropterus dolomieu (smallmouth bass), 739 nucleotides long. RefSeq lists its product as uncharacterized. The transcript is spliced from 3 exons. Gene Ontology annotation, molecular function: calcium ion binding. The record is from RefSeq and is a predicted model, not a curated record. The coding region runs from base 158 to 433 and encodes 91 amino acids. Gene Ontology annotation, cellular component: perinuclear region of cytoplasm. NCBI's taxonomy places the organism in Eukaryota, Metazoa, Chordata, Actinopteri, Centrarchiformes, Centrarchidae.